This is a messenger RNA of Colletotrichum phormii, 558 nucleotides long. RefSeq lists its product as uncharacterized. Bases 143 to 340 code for a protein of 65 amino acids. NCBI's taxonomy places the organism in Eukaryota, Fungi, Ascomycota, Sordariomycetes, Glomerellales, Glomerellaceae. The transcript has a single exon. The record is from RefSeq and is a predicted model, not a curated record.
CCUCAACAGCAGCAGCAAUUCCAGUAUGUUUGUACCGACCCAGGCUGCACCAGAAGCUAUGAGAAGAGGCAUGAGCUCAAGUAGGUUUAGAAAAUUUUACUCUAUUUCUGGGCGUUUCUGACAUUGGAGACGCAGUCGGCACAUGAGGAAGCACAGCAAGCCAUGCGCUUGUUCAGUUGAAAGUUGUACUGAGCGGUUUGCGGAUAAGAAGAGUUUGGACCGACAUCAGGCCACCCAUGGAAUUGGAAGGGAUUCACUUGACUGUCCUGACUGCACCAAAAAGUUCACGAGGGCUGACAACCUGUUCCGCCAUCAGCAGAAUAAGCACUCGAAAGGCUAAAGAGGCCCUGAUUUUAGAAUGGAUCCAAGCAAUGCCUUUAUGUUACGUUUCUGGUUGUAGUUUGCGGUUUUGGAUAGUAUAUUUGGUGUUUGAUACUCACGGCAUUGCCACAAACUCAACUUCGGCGUUUCUAGUUUUCCUCAGACUUUCUUACAAUUAUUCUGGAUGUCGUUAAUUAAGGUAGUCAAGGUUAAAUCAAAUAUCCGUGUGCACUUGCG